AUGCCACGACGACCCUCAAAGGCCGCUGUGACUUCACCGCCAUCUGUCGUGUCGGGAACGGCACAAAAGCGGCGCGCGUCAGCCAGACUCUCGGCCGCGCAGAACGAGAUCAAAAGAGUCAAAUCCUCCUCCAUCUUGCUAGAUCAAUCCGUCAAAUCCACAGCGAAAACGAGCAAGUACUUUGAAGCAGACAAUUCUGUCGAAUCGGAGACAGCGACAAGUGAACCCAGUGAGCCUGAAGAAGAUGAUUCGGAGUCGGCCUAUGAAGAGGGUGACCCGUCCGAUGCAACAGCGGAAGAGGAGUCCGAACCUGAAGAGCCAAGUGAGAGUGAGGAGGAUGACAAGAAGUCUCGCCCAAGAUCGAAGAAGAAUGCACGGAGCAGUAACAUCGACAGCGACCUUCUCAAGGGCAAAGAGCUCUGGCGCGAGGGCGUGCGGACUGGCCUGGGACCUGGCAAGGAGGUCUUCAUACCCAAGCCCAAAGCACGGGAUCCGGGAAAGGUACCCUACCAAGACGAGAGAUUGCAUCCCAACACUAGGCUGUUCUUGAUCGAUUUGACCAAAAAUAAUGAUCGCGAGUGGCUCAAAGGACAUGAUCCGGAUUACCGAGCAGCAAAGAAAGACUUUGAAACUUUCGUGGAAACUUUGACCCCGAAAAUUGUGGAAAAGGACGGGACCAUUCCAGAGCUGCCCGUCAAAGAUCUGAUCUUCCGCAUUCAUCGUGAUGUUCGAUUCAGCAAGAAUCCCCUUCCCUACAAGAAUCAUUUUUCAGCAGCAUGGUCUCGAACGGGUAGAAAGGGACCCUAUGCAGCAUAUUAUCUGCAUUUCCAGCCCGGCUCUUCUUUUCUGGGUUGUGGAUUAUGGUGUCCUGAAGCCGGGCCAUUGGCGGCCCUGAGAGAGGACAUUGAUGAGAAUGUAGAUAGCUGGUUAGAGGUUCUCGGCGAACCGUUAUUGCGUCGAGAAUUCCUCAAUGGGGCUUCUGAUGAUCAUCAAGAGAUAAUGAAGGCCUUUGCCCACGCAAAUCGGGAGUCUGCGCUGAAAACCAAACCAAAGGGCUACGAUGCAGAUCACAAAAGUAUCCUAUUGUUACGAUUGCGCAGCUUUACGCUCGCACGUCCGCUCACAGAUGAUGACCUUCUCAGCGCAAAUACGCAAGAUCGAAUUGCCACACUUAUCGAAAUUUUGGAACCAUUUGUGAGUGAUUUACCACGUCUCCUAUCACAGAGGGCCUUUUGUCGAAAGACGACCUUGACCCUUCUCACCGCCUGUUUUUGUCACCACGUCAAGUCGAUUGGCCAAGGUCAAUGGCUUCCAGGUUGCGUGGAGUACUGCUGGAAUCACCCAACCUUCAGAGCCAAGAGUUCGAUCACUGACGUGGAUUACAUGGAGCAGGUCACUUAUCUAAACAGCGUCGUUAUGCCUGACCUCUAG
Messenger RNA from Penicillium diatomitis, 1431 nucleotides. RefSeq names its product DUF2461 domain-containing protein. The transcript has 7 exons. Bases 1 to 1431 code for a protein of 476 amino acids. Lineage: Eukaryota; Fungi; Ascomycota; Eurotiomycetes; Eurotiales; Aspergillaceae. The record is from RefSeq and is a predicted model, not a curated record.